This is a messenger RNA of Drosophila simulans, 1645 nucleotides long. RefSeq names its product protein yippee-like (gene Ypel). Bases 648 to 992 code for a protein of 114 amino acids. The transcript has 3 exons. The record is from RefSeq and is a predicted model, not a curated record. NCBI's taxonomy places the organism in Eukaryota, Metazoa, Arthropoda, Insecta, Diptera, Drosophilidae.
CCCACUGGCACAGGCAGCACAACAACAAAUUCCAAUUGGAAAUAGAAACGAAACAAUGCAGAUUGCUGCAUUAUUAUACAAGUGAAGAAGAAGAGAGUGCCAUUUUCGGCUGCUAUUUGUGCACGUCCCUGUGCCUGUGUGUGAGUGUGUGUGCGUCGCGUGUGUGCUCUGCGCUGAGGUGUUUGUUGGCGAACGACAGCGAAAGGCGACAAGCAAACAAACAAACAAGCAACACACAGGACUAUUCUUUGGCUGGAAAUCUGAUAUAGCCGGGCAUCGGAAUCGGGCUUGGAUUCAGAAUCGGAAUCGGAAUUGAAAUCAGAUAUAUUCGAAUCAAAAAUCGCACGCGGCAAGUGACUUGAAACGCAGAAAUCAUUGUUCAAUGACAGCAGCCGCGGCAGGUUUUACCGCUGCUGCUACUGCGUCUGCUGCUGGCCACGCCCCUACCGCAUCCGCCCCCAAAGCCGAGCCCAUUGCAGCGGAUAAAGCCAAAGUGCACAGUUAACAAAGCAACCGAAACUGGAAGAUUUAGUUGUGGUCCUGGUCAAGAACGAGGACCACUUUUAGGACAGACAAUCGCAGGAGAUUUGCAGUCUAUAACGUUCGCAUAUAGAGGCCCAAAGAGACAAAGGAUAUCAUACGUCACGAUGGUGAAGACGUUUCAGGCCUAUCUACCGUCCACGAAUCGGACAUACUCAUGUGUUCACUGCCGCGCCCACCUCGCCUCCCACGACGAGCUGAUAUCGAAGUCGUUUCAGGGUAGCCAGGGACCGGCCUAUCUGUUCAACUCGGUGGUGAACGUGGCCUGUGGCCAGACGGAGGAGCGGGUGCUCCUGACCGGCCUCCAUGCGGUGGCGGACAUCUACUGCGAGUGCUGCAAGACGCCGCUGGGCUGGAAAUAUGAGCACGCCUACGAGUCCAGCCAAAAGUACAAGGAGGGCAAGUUCAUCAUUGAGCUGGCGCACAUGAUCAAGGAGAACGGCUGGGAUUGAAGGGCUGUCCGUGUGAUGGGCUGAUUAAUGAGGAGCACAUCCGUAACAGGAUCAGGAAAACAGGAACAGCAGCAACAGCGGCGGCGGCGGCGGCAGCGGCGGGAAAAGCAGCGAGUUCACCACACAAAAAACGAAACACACACGCGGCAAAUUGCAGACAAAGAGUGUUUAAAAAAUGGCUAAAGUCUGGAAAAAUGCGAAGGGAGAACAGACAGAGAAUAAAGUGGAAGACAGCGGAAAAGCGAGAUCGAUUUUUAGGGUACCACACAAUAUAUAUAUGCUAUUAUAUAGUGCAUAACUCGUCGUAUCUAUAUAGAGCAAAACAAGCAAAUCAAUUAAACACACAGAUAUACCGCACAUUCGAUCGAAAUACACUCAUUACAUAAAAAGCUUGAUUUCGGUUUGGGAAGGAUCUCUGCGCUGGCCGCCAUCUAGGAUUUCCGCACUUUCAUUUCGAUUACCAUUGCCCACUAAUACCACUUUGUUUUCCCUUUACCAUUUUGCGUUGCAAGUUUAUUCAAUUGUGUGUACUUUCUGUGCAAAAUUAAUUCGAUGCCUUAAUUCGAUGAUUUCAAAUGUAAAGCUGGCGAAAGCCACACGCAAAACAGAACUUGCACUGCCAAUUAAUAAGAAAAAUGUUAAGCAUCCAAAAA